GGGAAGGAAAGUGAGCUGGAAGAAGUGCUGGAUGGUGUUACUGGCUGUGAUAUAAGCAGUUUCCCCCACCCCUUUUCUUAACCUACAUGCAUCUCACUGAUUGGUUAAGAAGGAGAAUGUGGACAUGUGGGUGUUAUUAUGACAGAGCCCAGAGUCUGCCUCAGUUAAUUUGUGUCUGGAUUUUGACUUUCCCCUCCAAAUCUUUUCUUGUUUGAAUGAUACGGAUGUUUCAGACAAAUGCAGAAUGGAAGUAGCACAUGGUUGAAUGGGAAAUUAUAUUGUUACCUGCUUAGUCUUUUUUUUUAAUUAACACUUGGAAAGAACCAGCAGUGCUUUAACACCUUUGUCAGACAAAGCCUCUGAAAGAGUGGAAGACGAGAUCAUGGCGAAGUUAACAGUGGCCCUUUUGUGUACAGGAUGUUUUCUGCUCCAUGUGUCAGGCCAAGACUUUGACUUGUUAGAUGCUCUAGAUUCAGUCACCAAGAAGCCUCCAGGGGGGAAUCGUCCUAAACCUCUAUAUCCAACUCUGAGACCACCACCAGGAGGCCAUGGAAAUAGAGAUGAUUAUUUUGAUUUAGAAGAUGCCCUUGGUGGUAAUGGUAAUGAUGAUCACCCGAAACCUCAGCCAUAUCCACGUCCUCCACCACGACCAGGAAGCCACGGUGAUUCUGGUAGUUUUACUGACUUGGAUCUUAAUGAUGGGAAACCUCUACCUCCCAGGGCCCCAGAUGGGAAUGAACAUAUUUCAACGAAUGGAGGAAAUACCGCUGAUGCUACUAAGACAGCUCAGAUAACAUCCCCUGUUGUGUCUAUAGUUGUGUUGUGUGCGGUUGGGGGACUAGUUGCCUAUAAUGCUUACAAGAAGAAGAGAUACUGUUUUAAACCAACAGGUGACACAGCUGCAUAAACCAUCAGGCAAGAAAGAGACCCAGAUUCUAGUGGUGUGUUGUGCAAUAUGAAACGUUUCUUGGGUGCAAUUUGAAAAACAAUUAGCCUUUCAAAACCUUACCAGACCCGUUAAUCAUGCAAAGAGUUGAAGGAGUUCUCUAUUAACAUAGCAUAGAAUAUUUCAAAUUCAAGAUCUGUUUAAUCUUUCUUAUGUUUUCUGUAUAUGUACGGGUAAACUGAAUUUGCUUACUUUGUAUCUAUUGUUGUUUUUGUGCAACCUGUAGGACACGACUGCUCAUCAAAAGAAUCUUGCAAGCAAUGUUCCCUCUAAGCUGUAGAGUCUUGUGAGCAAAAAUUCUACUUUGUGAGCUA
Molecule: messenger RNA, 1260 nt
Organism: Gekko japonicus
Lineage: Eukaryota; Metazoa; Chordata; Lepidosauria; Squamata; Gekkonidae
Gene: XG
Product: Xg blood group
Exons: 10
Coding region: 383-907 (174 amino acids)
Biological process (GO): homotypic cell-cell adhesion; T cell extravasation; positive regulation of neutrophil extravasation
Source: RefSeq, a predicted model, not a curated record